Molecule: messenger RNA, 1338 nt
Organism: Penicillium nucicola
Lineage: Eukaryota; Fungi; Ascomycota; Eurotiomycetes; Eurotiales; Aspergillaceae
Exons: 1
Coding region: 1-1338 (445 amino acids)
Source: RefSeq, a predicted model, not a curated record
AUGUGGUCUAUUCUAACCGGUUUGCUUGCGCUGCCUCUCUUGGCCGUCAUUUCCAUCCCGCUCAUUCUGUCUGCAUGGGUAACGAUAUCAUUCGCGCUGUUCGCGCUGGUACUGCGACUUUCGGUUGUUUCUGUUGAGCUGGUGUAUGGAAUAUUCUUGCAUUUUCUCUCCGUGCCUACUUCAUCGACGUCUUCGCUGUUGACAUUUGCAGCUUCGGAGCCUACGACCCCGGCAGAUGGUAGAUCCAGACGCAACUCCGGAUAUGGAGUGCAGCCUCGCAAGAAUAAUAAUGCUCUUUCAUCGUGGACCAUUGGCACGAGCCUGGAAGACCCGGAGAAUAGGAGAAGAAACUCCUACGCCCGUAGCAUGGUCGAGGCUCACAACCUAUCUCCGUCAGCCCCAUUUGGAUUCCCUGUCUGUGGAGAUGAAGGACGGGACUUUGAAGGCGUAGGUGGCUGGCGCUCCUUCAUACCCUCAAAGGCUCGCAGUACCCACUCGCUGUAUGAGAAAGGUGCAAGCAAAGCUGCAAGUCCGGCAUCAUCCUCUUCAACCCAUAGCCGAAGCGGCGAGACAGAUCCAGAUGCAGAUAUCGACGCAGACGAGCGUGCUUGGUUGUCUCUAAAUAAUCGCCUUGAACUUCCUUCUCAGCUUGUCACUCUAGGAGCUAGUGGCUAUCCUGCAACCACACUGAAUAGUCCCACGCAUUUCGACGACUUCCGCAACGGCCAUCAUCAUUUCCGGACCUUUUCACCAGAUGGAACCUCGCACAAUCCCCAGUUCGAUGGACAUCAAAACGGACAUAAAAACCAUCACCGCUCCUUAACGACAUCUUCACUUACCACAUCUGAUCGUCGCACUGGCACGGGUCUUUCCCUGGCAUUGUCGACAAGACCUGAUAACACCGCUCCCCAUUCCAGAGAGUAUGGCUAUGGCAUGUCUUCGUCAACGCCACGCCUUUCAGCACCCUUCGUGACACCACAGCCAUACGCACCAUUCAGUACGCAUUCACGAACUCCAUCUCGUGGCUUGCCGACAAACGGUGCACCAUAUACCAGCUCAUACCUCUCCAGCUUUGUGGAUGGGAGCCACAGUUUUGGGAGUAAUAGCAGUGGCGGGAGUGGGGGUGGUUACUUUUCUUUGAGACGACCGAGUUCCUCUGGGAAUCAUACACUCUCGCCCAAUGCUAGUGGAUAUACUACUCCCGGUGUUGGAGUGUCAACUGAUGAGCGUGAUACGUCAUUGGGAUUUGCUCGCUUGAUGGCGCAUUAUCCUACCAGUCCGAGGCAUCGAAGGCAGAGUGUCUCGGGCUCGAAUUCGAGGGCCGUGGGGUCUGGGUGA